AUGAAUAUUCCAUGUUAUGGUUGGCAUCAGACAUUAACAUUUACACAAAAAGUAUCAUAUGAUACGAAUAGUCAAAUGUCUCUUGUUUCGUCUGAAAUGAAAUUUUUUAUAUGGUAUGAUUCUUAUGCUAUUUAUGGUGCACGUGAAAAACUUAUUUUACUCAAACCUAUUUUAAAUACUUCAUCAAUCGAAAUCUUUUCAUAUAAUUGGUCUAUUGAUGCAAUAACAAUGGAAGAAUGUCGACAAGAAUGGAAUACAAAAGAAAAAUGUUAUAAUGAUGUUGUACAUGUUCGAAUUUUACCUAAUAGUACAAUAAUGGAUGUUUAUUGUACUUAUGCUCAUCGACCAAUGGUUCGUUCAUUUGAUCUCCAUACAAUGUCAUUUAUUGACGAAAAUACUCUUACACGUGAUCCUCAUCCUCCAAUGGAUUCUGAACGUUCUUAUGUUAUGUUAACUUUUAAUAGAAGUCUAAUAACAGCUGGUUAUCAAGGCGAUUAUAUUCCAACAAUACGUACUACACAAGGAAAAACAUUACUUUAUGCAUUAAGACAAAAUUCAUAUUUUGUUGGUGGAUUUAAAUAUGAUGGAAAAGCAGUUUUUGGUGUUAUUGAAACAUCUGAACGAACAGAAACUAAUCGUGUAUCUCGAUUAGUAAUGGCUUGUGCUGAUCGAACUGAAAUAAUUCGUAAAGCUACUUUGAAUUGUUCAACAAAUAUAUUUGAACAAUCACGAUCAUUUGUCUUUCAUAUUUUAACUGCUUUAAUUGAUCCAAUUCAUACAAUAAAUGGUACAGUAUUACUAUUUGCGACAUUUACUACAAAUAAUUCAUCAAUAACUGCGUCAGCUGUUUGUUUAUUUAUUCUUGAUAAACAAUUUUAUGAUAUAUUUACUGGUUCAUCAAUAAAAAAUAAUCGAAUAAAUGAAAUGAAUGAAUUAAUUUUUAAUUGUUCUCAAACAAUACCAUCAACUAUUGAUCGAGAUAUGGUUGAAUCCGAACGACAAUUUUUACCUUAUUUAUCUAAUCCAUUAUUUAUUGAAACAAUGUCAUAUCAUAUAUUUACAGCAAUUAAUGUUAUUCAAUAUAAACCUAAUUUUUAUUGUUUAAUUAUUGGAACAAGUAAUGGUCGUUUAUUUACAGCAUUUACUGAUGCAACAUUUAAAACGAAUAUAUUUGAAGAAUUAACAUUACCAAUAAGUAUGAGUUAUUCAGUCAAAUCGAUUACAUAUAAAAAAGUUGAUAAUAAUUCUUAUGUGAUUAUUAUAACAAAUCAUAUUGGAUAUUUGACAAUUAAAUUAAUAUCAUGUUAUGAUAAUCAUACAAAACUUUGUUUUGAAUGUUGGAUGAAAGAUUGUUCAAUACGAAAAAUUGUCUUAACAGAUAAAAUUGAUAGACAUCAAUGUAUUUAUGAAAAUAGUAUUCGAUCAAUAUUAAAUAAUAAUACGAAUAUAUUCACUUUAGAUAUGGAUAAUUAUUCUUCAUCAUUCGAUUGGUCAUUACUCAAUCGAAAUUCUGAUGAAAAAUCAAAAAUGAAAUUAUUAUUCUAUAUUGUUAUUCCAUUAUCAUUUGUUGUCUUUGUAUUAACAAUAUUAAUUAUAAUUCUUUUAACAAAAUCAAAUCAUAAAAUAAAACAAGGGCGAUUUUAUCCAACUGAUUGUCGUAAAACACAAGAUACAUCAUCGGCACAUAUUUUUUCACAUACAUAUACAAAUAAUGCUAUGUAUAGAACUAAUAAUAAACAAUUAUUUUCUGAACGAAGAAAUCAACAUCAUGUAUUUCCUAUUAGAUCAGAUUUAUGUAUACGUCAAAUUCCUUCAAAUCCUGUUUAUUCAACAGUAUCAUCACAAAGUUUACCUUCAUUAAUAUUACCAUCACCACCACCACCACCACCAACUAAUUCAUCGAAUCCAUCAAAACAUCUUUCAGCUCAACGUCUUUAUAAAACUUAUGUGUAA
Messenger RNA from Rotaria sordida, 1953 nucleotides. The record is from the annotation of a GenBank genome assembly. NCBI's taxonomy places the organism in Eukaryota, Metazoa, Rotifera, Eurotatoria, Philodinida, Philodinidae.